Tigriopus californicus is the source of this 2535-nucleotide messenger RNA. Its product is annotated as forkhead box protein P1-like. NCBI's taxonomy places the organism in Eukaryota, Metazoa, Arthropoda, Copepoda, Harpacticoida, Harpacticidae. The transcript has 7 exons. Bases 16 to 2301 code for a protein of 761 amino acids. The record is from RefSeq and is a predicted model, not a curated record. Gene Ontology annotation, biological process: regulation of transcription by RNA polymerase II. Gene Ontology annotation, molecular function: DNA-binding transcription factor activity, RNA polymerase II-specific; RNA polymerase II cis-regulatory region sequence-specific DNA binding. Gene Ontology annotation, cellular component: nucleus.
UCACUCCUCAGCCCAAUGAAUGGCAAUCCACCUGGCAGUGGCACCCAUGGCCUCUUGGAUGGGGGCGAUGGGAAUCUGCCACAGGCCCUACAGAACCUCCAGAGGAUCCUCCAGUCCCAGUUGGCCAAUGUCAAUCCUCUUCAUCUCCAACAGGCCCUCCAGAGACAACAGCAACAACAAAUGGUCGAAGCUGGGAGGAAACAACUGGAGCAAAUGGCCCAACAAAUACAGGAGCAACUCCAGAUCAAUCUGCUGCAGCAAACCCAUUUAGGCUCGUCCAAGGGCAAUAACUCGGGCACUCUCCAACAACUCCAACAACAACAACAGCAGUUGGUAGCACAACUCCAAAUGACACAACAGGCCCUUAUGCUUGGAAUGGAUGACAAGAACGUGAUCCGGGACCAACCUCAUCGAGCUCGACACAUGUCCUCAGAUAACCUCGGUUCCACUGGAUCCGAAAGCUCUCUCAAGGAAAACCGACCCGAUAACAAUAACGAGCGGAAGCCGCACAACAUCAACGGUCGUGAACGUCGUCCCAGCGCAAACGGAGGCUCAAGGACCACUCCGCCAUCUUCGCCACCUUCAGAGCAGCUCUACAAUCGAGGUCAUUGCCAUUGGCCGGGUUGUGACACUUCCUGCCCCGAUAUUGGGACCUUUCAAAGACACUUGAACGAUUGCCACGGCCGGAACGACAAGGCCACGGCUCAAACUCGAGUUCAAAUGCAGAUCGUCGGCCAACUAGAGCUCCAACUCAACAAGGAGAAGGACAAACUGAACGCCAUGAUGAAGCAUUUGAAGAUGGAAUCUCGGAACGGUGAACUCCGAGAACUGUCCCCGAAUGGCCAUGUUGGUCAUCGAGACACACGAUCGCCGAGUCCAAAACGGAUUAAACGCGAAUCGCCCGUGUUUACGGCAGCGGAUAUGGCAGCUAUGAGCCCGUUGGCACCGUUGUCAAAUGUGUCCAAUAGCCCGUCCUCUAUUACGGCUUCCAUGCCUUCGCCACUCUCUGCCUUGACGGCAGCAGUGAGAUCACCCAUGUUCACUGGGUCAAACACUCCCAUGAGUGGAGGACGAUCCCAAAGUAUGACCACGGGUGCGAUUCGACCCCGACCUCCUUCGAGUUUGCUUGAGAAGACAUCCACGCCCAAUUUGCCCCCGUUGCCACCUGGCUUUGACGAUCGACGCGGUCGAGGAGAUCGAGGUAAUCCCAAUCUGGACCCUGAGAUGGACAUCAAGAUGAACCGGGAAUUCUACAAGAACAAUGACGUCCGACCUCCUUACACCUACGCCGCCCUCAUUCGCUACGCCAUUCAUGAAGCUCCAGAUGAGCAAUUGACCCUCCAUGAGAUUUACAAUUGGUUCACCAACACCUUCAUGUACUUCAGACGAAACGCGGCCAGUUGGAAGAAUGCCGUGCGGCACAACUUGUCGCUGCACAAGUGUUUCAUGCGGGUAGAAAACGUCAAAGGAGCUGUGUGGACCGUAGAUGAUGACGAGUACCAUAAGCGACGCCCACCACGUGGUGUUCAAUCGAGCAGUGCGGCUAGUUCACCGACGUUGACACCCUCUGGCCCCUCUUUACUUGAUCGAAGUCUUAGUUCCAUGUUGGCUGCGGCAGCCAACGCCUCACAAGAUCGCUUUCCAUUUUUCAACCAAGCCGCUUUAUUGGCUGAACAAAGACGACAGCACGGAGCCGCAUUCCCCGAUCUCAAGGCCGCUUUUCUGGCGGAUGCUAACCGCAAUAACGAGAUCGUAUCCCCACCGCCCUCCAUUGACAAUCGGUCCACCCCAGGAAGCCUGGAUUUGUCACGGGUUAAGGCCGACGACGCCUCGAAUUCACCCCCACCGCCGCUCCCUCCGUCCUCUCAAAACUCCUCGUCGUCCGCGCAUCGACUUCGAAACGAAUUGUUCUCGCCAAGGGGAAAUGAGCGCGCAUACAGGGCGAGAGAGGAUGAGCCGGCCAGAAUCACGCAGACGCACCGAGUCAAAGAGGAGAGAACAGAUCGGAUUUCGCCGCGAGGUUUGAAAACCGAGGUGGAUCAGGAGAACCUCGAGAAUGCCGACCAGGCGCCAGCUGAACAAGCUCCUCAGGGAAACAAAGCCGAUGACCUCGAAGUCAAUGGAGACGACGGGUCUCUUCCAGCUGAGGAUUUAUCUACGGGUAACAUGAUGCCAAACAAAGAUGACAACAGCCAGAGCAACCACCAAGACGAUGAUAAUGACGAUGAUGUCGAAGACGAUGAUGACGACAUCAGCCACGAUGACGGUGAUGAAAACAGCAAUCCUGGUGACAAGGACUAAUCAGUGGGCGACUUUCGUAUUUUAUCUCAGCGUGCUCGCCUGCAAAACUUUAAAUGAUAUUCGACGACAGUCUCUUCCUGGUGUUCCUCGUUCUGUGAAUAUUAUCUAUCAUCCCUCUAUAUACAUAUAUAAAUUAACAAAAACAAACAGCCCUUGGAAUGCAGUUAGGCUACAAUUUACACCGCACCUUUUGUCCAAUGCUUAAUGUUGAGCACCAUUCCCCCCCCCCCCCCC